UGGUGAAGAGCGCCUAUGCCUCAGAAAGAGAAGGCUGUCAGGAUGGACACUCCACCCUCUGAAGAUCCACAGAACAAAAAACUGGGAAACCACAAAGAGGAGAUGGAGUUUAAAGAACCGGACGGUCUGAAGGAAACCUUGGCAAACCUCCAGGGACUGUCUGAGAUGAGCGAGAAGGCGAUGCUUUGCUCCCGCAUCCAAGACCAGUCCCAGCUCAUCUGCAUCCUGAAGCGGAGGUCAGAUGAGGCCCUGGAGCGCUGCCAGAUCCUGGAGCUGCUCAACACAGAGCUGGAGCAGCAGAUGGUGCUGGAGGCUGAGAAGCUGAAGGCCAAGAGCGAGCAUGCUCAGAAGCUGGAGGAGCGCUUUAUGACCCUGGCGGCCAACCACGAGUUGAUGAUCCGCUUCAAGGAUGAACACAAGAGUCACAACAUCAAGCUUAGGGAAGAGAACGAGAGGUUGAGGCUGGAGAAUGACAACCUCUUCAGCCAGGCUCUGAAGGACCAAGAAGCCAAAGUAUCGCAGCUCACUGCCCGGAGUGAGGACCUCGCCAAAGAGCUGGAGACCCUGAAAGAGCAGUGCGCUCAGGAUGCCCGCCAGGCGCAGGCCCGGGAGCAGGGGCUGCUGGAGCUGCAGAGCCAGCAGGCCUGCGCCCACGCCAAGGGGACGGAGCAGCUGCGCAGCCAACUGCUGAGCCUCAAGCAGCAGCUCUUGCAGGCCUUGGAGCAGGGGGUGAAGGCCGAGCGAGCACACAGCAGCCUGAACCAGGAGCUGCAGGCCAGGCUCCAGACGGUCACCCGCGAGAAGGAGGCGCUGCUGCAGCUGUCCAUGGAGAGGGGCAAGGCGCUCCAGAGCAAGCAAGUGGAGAUCCGCCAGCUUGAGGAGAAGCUGGAGACAGCCGAGGUGGCCAGGAGGCACGCGCUGGAGCGCUUUGAGCAAGAGGCAGUGGCGGUGGACAGUGACUUGAGAGUCCGGGAGCUUCAGUGCAGAGUAGAUGGGAUCCAGAAGGCCUACGAUGACCUCAGGCUGCAGUCUGAAGCCUUCAAAAAGCACAGCCUGGAUCUUUUAAGCAAGGAGAGAGAACUCAACGCCAAACUCCGCCAUCUCUUUCUAUAAGGAAGCUUCUACUCCCCUGGGCCUCUAGUUUAGAAUUCAAAUACUGGGCCAUAGCAUUACGGAGAGAGUACAUAGUACUCCCUCCAUUUAUUACACUUUUAAGCACAAAAGGCAACUCAAAGAAAAGCUACUUUACUAUGAUAUUUUUGUUACUAUUGUAAGGCUGACACUAAUUUUCAGUCCUAUCACCUGGAAUACACAAUAUUUACCAGAAUUCCUUCUGUGCCUUUGAAAUCUUCCUCAAUUUGCUAUCAGUAUCUCUACCUCUGCCAUACCUUACUCUUCUCAACCUCAGAUAUCUUCAUACAGCCUAAGAUUUUAAAUUAGCAUCUCCAGUGGAUUUAGGUGAAUAUUAAACAUGCAAUGAGAGGUGCUACUGUGAAAAAAUUUUGACAUAAUUAGCCCUUGUAGGUAGAUAGAUUUGUAGUCUCCUGGAGUUGAGACUGUAAACUAUAAGAGUUAACAGCAUCAUUAUAGCAAGGAUAAUUUGCAGAAAAAAACGUUUGAUUUUUGCAAUCAGCAAAACAAUUGCUUGUUUCACCUGUUUCCCAGCAGCAGCCUUUUAAUUUUAUUUUAUUGGUACUAGCUUGGAAAACAAAGAUUGAGAUCAUUAAGUUCUUUCUCAAAGUAGGUAAACUUAAUUAUUAUAGUGAUUCUCUAUGAACAAUAAGAUUCAAAUAAGUGAAGUCAACCAGUUUUUAUUUUUCCUGCAAUUUUAGAUCACAUUCAAUUUUCUUGUAUUUUUUUCCUUAAUAAAAACAGGAUUUAGAGUUGCAUGAAUGCAAAUAUCAGUAGUUUCAUUUAAUGUACAUUAUGUUAAUAAAAAAGGACUGCAUUUUGGGGUAACAAGUCAUAGCAGACUGGGUAUGACACCUAUAACAAAGCAUGGUGAUUGUUUUGUUUCUAUUAGCAUACUUCUGCAAUUAACUUUUUCCUCUUAAAAUCUGGACGGAAUGUUUAUAUUUCCAGCAUUUUUGUAGGAAUACCUAAAUAUGGAGUUGUAAAAACUUUAUAGUCAUUAUAUGUAUUUAUAUAAAGUUCUUAAAGAGGUAGUUAUAAAAAAUACACUUUCUGCAUCAUGA
This is a messenger RNA of Manis pentadactyla (Chinese pangolin), 2195 nucleotides long. RefSeq names its product coiled-coil domain containing 89 (gene CCDC89). The coding region runs from base 16 to 1113 and encodes 365 amino acids. The record is from RefSeq and is a predicted model, not a curated record. NCBI's taxonomy places the organism in Eukaryota, Metazoa, Chordata, Mammalia, Pholidota, Manidae. The transcript has a single exon.